This is a messenger RNA of Salvia miltiorrhiza (redroot sage), 2574 nucleotides long. Its product is annotated as probable E3 ubiquitin-protein ligase EDA40. NCBI's taxonomy places the organism in Eukaryota, Viridiplantae, Streptophyta, Magnoliopsida, Lamiales, Lamiaceae. Bases 308 to 2275 code for a protein of 655 amino acids. The record is from RefSeq and is a predicted model, not a curated record. The transcript has 2 exons.
AGAUUCCCCUUAACCAAACAAAAGAAAUUUAGAGAGACGAUGAUGGGUUUUUGGACUCAUCUUUUUGCCUUAAUUAUGCAUUCUGCAUCUCUCCUCUGAUUUUUUUUUUUUUUCUUUCUUAAUAGAAUCGGAGCUUUGAAGGAGAAAGGAAAGGUGUCUUUUUGUUUGUUUUGUUACAAAUUAGUUUUGUCUUUCAUCGCCUUUGGCUUUGGAUCAUGCAUCGCCUUUUUCCUCUCUGCGUCUUUUAGCCCAUCAUCUACUAAAGCGUAAAGGCCUUCUCUUGUGUCAGAGAAAAAGGUUUUCGAAAAUGGUUUUGAGCUGGCGUCGAGCCUUCUGCACAUCCAUUCCCAAAGAUGAAGACCGCGCCGCUUCGCCGAUCAUCACAGACAAACCCAGUCCCAGGCUCAGGUCCAGAUUCACUGGAUUUUUCUCCGAGCCGUCCACGCCGCGCCUCCCGGUGUCCAGCCCCUCCCUUCGCUGCACAACCCCCGCCGUGCCGUCCUCCGACAGUCCCAGGCUUCAAUGCCGGACUAGGAAGAGCCCCCGAUUCUUCCACAGCUCGGCGCCUUGUUCGCCGCGCUCGCCGUCCACGUUUUCUCUGCUCAAAUCGGGCCUCCGCAUUACAAAGGAGCAGAGUAGGUGCGGAAUAUGCUUGCAGAGCGUGAAGACGGGGCAAGGCACGGCCAUAUUCACGGCGGAGUGCGGCGACGCCUUCCAUUUUCCGUGCAUCGCCGCCCACAUGAAGAAGCAGGGGACGGGAUCUGCCCUCGCCUGCCCCAUUUGCAGCGCCACGUGGAAGGAAAUGCAUCUCGUCGAAACCGAUCAGCAGCAGAUCAAUCCCUCGCCGGAGCAGAACAAGUCUUCUGUGUUUAAGGUUUACAACGACGACGAGCCGCUCUCAUCUCCGACUUCCGGCGCACGCUUCAUUCCCAUACCUGAAUCCGAUGAGACCGAAGAGGAAAACGACGAUUUCCCAGGCUUCUAUGUCGUUCCGGAUAAGAUCAAGUCCAGGAAUGUGGAAGUCGGUCUGUUGUCCGAGGCGGCGGUGGUGUCAGUCGGGAAGACAAGCGAGACCUACGCCGUCGUUUUGAAGGUGAGAGCGCCGAUGCCGCCUCCUCGCAGAGCGCCUAUCGAUUUGGUGACGGUGCUGAAUGUGAGCAGAAGCGUCACCGCGGAUAAGCUCCAUCUAAUGCGGAGGGUGCUGCGGAUGGUGGUGUCGUCCCUCUCCGCCGCCGACCGCCUCUCCAUCGUCGCAUUCUCCACCACAUCCAAGCGCCUCCUGCCGCUCCGCCGCAUGACCACCUCCGGCAGGAGAUCCGCGCGCCGGAUCAUCGACGCCGUGGUCGCACUGGAUGGCGGCGCCACCAGCGCCACCGACUCGCUGAAGAAGGCCGCCAAGGUCAUCGAGGACCGCCGCGAGAAGAACCCGGCGGCCAGCAUCCUUCUCCUGUCGGACGGCCACCGCGGCAGCCCGCUCGUGUCGUCCACGCGCUUCUCCCACAUGGAGAUCCCCGUGCACACCGUGAACCUGAGCGCGUGCGUGAACGCGCCGCCGGGCGAUCAGCUCCCAAAGAGCAUCACGGGGCUGCUGAGCCAGGUGAUGCAGGAGCUGAGGGUGCAGGUCUCGUUCGCUGCCGGUUCGGCCCCGGGCGAGAUCUCGGCGGUCUACUCGUACGCAGGGAAACCGGCCCUGGUCGGAUCCGGUUCGAGCUGGUGCCGGGUCGGGGAGCUCCACGCGGAGGAGGAGAGAGAACUGCUGGUGGAGAUGCGGGUCCCACCGACGACCGGUGGGGCCCGGCGGCUGAUGUCAGUCCGUUGCUGUUACAGAGAGCUGUCAACUCAACAGACCAUAUACGACAAGGAGCGGUGCCUCGUCGUCCCCCGCCCACGCGCCGUCGGCUCCUCCACCCGGGACAUCCAGCGCCUCCGCUGCCUCUUCGUCACCACUCGCGCCGUGGCCGAGAGCCGGAGGCUGGCUGAGCGCAACGACGUGGCCGGGGCGCUCAACAUGCUCGCCUCCGCCCGGGCCCUUGUCCUGCAGUCGGGCUCGGGCUCGGGCGAGGAGUUCGUGCGCGGGCUCGAGGCCGAGCUCGCGGUGCUCAAUUGGAAGCGGCAGGAUCAGGUGCUCCCACGGGCCCGGCCCGACGAUAAGGCCGAGCCGCUUACACCGACGUCGGCUUGGCGAGCCGCGGAACGCCUCGCCAAAGUCGCCAUUAUGAGAAAGUCUUUGAAUAGAGUCAGCGAUUUACAUGGCUUCGAGAAUGCGAGAUUUUAAUAUUUCUUCUUUUAUUAUCUUUGUAGUAAAAUAAAAUUACAAAAAUUAUAAGAAAAAUGUACAAAUAUAUUAUGUGAAAAAGGCCAGAGAUUAAGAGGUGGUUUGGGAGUGAGCGACCCCACGUAGUAUAAUUGAGUGUCCCAAAUUUAAAUUUUUGGGGGGUCAUGGUAUUAUUAUUUUUCUUGUUGUUUUAUCCUUAUUAUAUUUGAAAUUAUAAAAUAGUUGUAGGGAAAGAUGUUAUGAUUUGAUAUGAUAUGAUAUGAAUGUCUUAUAGCAAUCAACUGAAAAGUUUUUGUGGA